AUGGUUACAGCGGUGAUCUUCUACGAGUACGCGAUCACGUUCGACAGCGAGGUUCGGCUCAUCUGGCGGCGCAAGAUCACGGGCGCGAGCAUCCUCUUCUUCAACCGCUACCUCCUUGUUCUCCGGAAUGCGCUCACCGUCGUCUCGUUCUCGCCCAUGUCCACUCCCGUGCCGUCUCCCUCGUUCUCGCACUAUGCAGCGUUCUCGACGCUCCGUGUCUACGCGCUCAGCGGGCGCGACUGGAGGUUCGCAGCGUUCGUCUGCCUGCUCAUGACGGGACCCAUCGUCGGCAACGUCGUGCGUGCUUCCGCCAUGGAGGUCUUCCAGAGGCUACUGCUUUCUGUGAAGGUUGAACUGACGCAUGCCGCAGUGGUGCUCCUAUCGCGGUGCACGCUCAUAGCAGGCGACGCCGUCGUGCUUGCCGUGACGUGGUGGAAGACUUGGAGCAUCAAGAAAGUGGCGGACGCAGCACAUAUCGGCACGUCCCUCGUCGCGCUCCUUCUCCGCGACGGUACGUUGCGCACGGUCGCCCUUCCGAAAUUCGGCGCUGACUCCCCAGCGGUGCUCGUACUCAUGCAGGGACCAUAUACUUCGGAUACGUGCUAG
Trametes versicolor FP-101664 SS1 is the source of this 606-nucleotide messenger RNA. RefSeq lists its product as uncharacterized. The transcript is spliced from 3 exons. Lineage: Eukaryota; Fungi; Basidiomycota; Agaricomycetes; Polyporales; Polyporaceae. The coding region runs from base 1 to 606 and encodes 201 amino acids. The record is from RefSeq and is a predicted model, not a curated record.